AUGGACGGCAACGGAACUUCUGGUGGAGGGACUUCCGGCUUGCUGCCGAGCAAUGAGACCGCCCAAAACAGCAGUCACCCGAUGGGAGACCACGGCGGCCAUGGAGGCCACGGCGGCGGAGGUGGCAGUCCCUUCAGCCCGGCCCAAGCAGCGAUGUUUGCCGCUCGGCAGGCAUAUAACGAGAGGACAGCGACGUAUUAUGCGGCCGCCAUUUGUGGUCUCAUUGCCGUAUUCACAUUCCUGCACUGGUCUCGAAAACUCGCGAGCCGAUCGCCGUUCAUUCCAGCCCCAUUGGCUCGGCCCUUUGUUGUCAUCUCCCGACGUCUACGGAACCUCCUUGUCCGCCCGGCGCCUGGCCUGAAUUCCUCUGGCCACGGCCUUCUCGUUGCGGUUUAUGUGGCCAUUAACCUUACCCUCAUGCUCACCAACGUCGACAACUCGAGUCUCAGUCCCGAAGCGUCUCGGUUUGGUUGGCUCCUUGUGACCAACUUGUGCUUCGUUGUAUUUCUCGCUCUGAAAAAUACCCCAUUGGCCUACCUGACGUCGUAUUCCUACGAACGGCUUAACUGCCUGCAUCAGAUUGCAGGCUGCACAACGUUUCUGCUCAUGGUCAUCCACGCGUCCUCGUACACGGCCUUCUUCUUUCAUCUUGGCAAGCUAGAGGUCCUGCGCGAACAUGCGCAGAUUGCGGGCAUGAUCGCGGGCUUCAUGUUCCUCAUCAUGGUCACGGCCGCUCUUCUGCUGCGCCGCUAUGCCUACGAAGCCUUUUAUGUCAUGCACUUGACAGCCUUUUGCGUGGCCAUUGUCUGCAUCGGGUUCCACCGCCCGGAUAUUCACACGCGCAUCCCGGUUGUCUUGUCUCUGACGGCAGCCUUGUUCGCCACCGAUCGUCUCAUCCGCGUCAGCCGUCUCUUGCUGAACAGCACAAGCAAUGAAGCGACCAUCUACCCUUUGCCGAACGGAGGUACGCGGAUCCUUCUCGCUAAGAAACCCCCACGGGCUGUCCCUGGAAAGCAUGUCUUGAUGUGGAUUCCAGCCGUCCGCACGUUUGAGAUGCAUCCCUUUACAAUCAUCGACACAGAAGCUGCCAACGGCUCGACUGAAUUUGUCGUCAAGUCCUACAACGGUUUCACACGAAAGCUUCAUGCCCAGGCAACGGCAAAUCCUGGCCAAAAGCUAUGGGCUGCUGCCGAGGGCCCCUACGGCACCUUCCCCGAUCCCAUGGAAUACGACAAGAUUAUUCUGAUUGCCGGUGGAAGCGGUGCCAGCUACACCUUUGGUUUGGUGGGCAACAUGCUGGAGCGGAUGGAUGCCCAGUCUGCCAAGAACAUUGUGUUUAUUUGGACGGCGAAAACACAAGAAACACUCAGCUGGUUUUCCGGACACCUCGAUACACUUCGGUCGCAUCCAAACGCACCGAAAGUGCAUGUGUCGUUGUACGUCACGCGUGUUCCGGGAUCGUCGUCGUCUGACGAGGAUAUUAGACAUACAACCGGGCACCGAGUCGGUCGAACGACGACACGUUUUAUUGCAGGCGGAGCCACCGCAUCGACAGCAGGACGAGCUGGGCCGACAACACUCGCAAGCGAGACGACGACGUCAGACCUGCACCACGACAGCGACAAGGAGAUGGCUGAGGAGAAGGAGAAGGUGCAUGUCGUGCAGAAGGAACAUGCUACGAGCCGAAACAGUGAUGACAUUGGCAGUCCCAGUGCGGGUGCCAACGUAGCGGCGGACCUGGAAAAGGCAACGGCAGCAGCCGACGCCGCCGCCGCUGCCGCCAACAGCGAGGCCAACGGAACCGAGUCACAGCCUCUGCGCCACUCCUUCUCGCCGGGCCGCCCCGACGCGGAGACAGUGAUCCGCACUGCCGUAUCAUCGACGGCGCGAAUACAACGUGUCUUGGUCGCAGCGUGCGGCCCGCCGACACUGAUGAAGACGGUGCGCAGUGCGACGGCCAAAUGCAUCACCAGCGACGGGCCGAGCGUCGAGCUGCACUGCGAACAGUUUUCCUGGUGA
Molecule: messenger RNA, 2019 nt
Organism: Sporothrix brasiliensis 5110
Lineage: Eukaryota; Fungi; Ascomycota; Sordariomycetes; Ophiostomatales; Ophiostomataceae
Exons: 3
Coding region: 1-2019 (672 amino acids)
Biological process (GO): iron ion transport; copper ion import; intracellular iron ion homeostasis
Cellular component (GO): plasma membrane
Molecular function (GO): ferric-chelate reductase activity
Source: RefSeq, a predicted model, not a curated record